UAGACCGGGAAAAAUUAUAUUUUCCCGGAAACAUGAAUCCUCAAGCCUUUUCUUUCGGAGACGUGGAUAACGACAAGGACAACGAAUUCGUUAUAGGAAAUUCAAAAGGCAAGUUGGACGUCUUUAAGGGCAUACCGAAGGAUAGAAAACCCAUCAUUACAGAAGUUGGAUUAGGCACGAUUACGUGCGUUGCAGUUGGUGACAUAAAAAAUUCUGGCAAGAAUUCCAUAGUCUGCGUCAAUGCCGAAGGAGGCUGCUAUGUCUUUGAUGUUACACAGACAUCCGCGCUUGACACGAUAGCAAAAAUAAACGUCCCAAUCAAUUGCAAUCGUAUUAUCAUUGCAGAUGUCGAUGGCGACGGAAGAAAUGAGAUUAUUCUUGCGCUAAGCGAUCGUACACUAAAUGUAUACGAUUUUGUAAUAACCUCAACAGAUGGGAGCGAUCCGUGCCCUAUACUUCAAGAAAAAUCGCAGUGGCAAUUUGACGGUCAGGUCACUUCUCUGUCCACAGCCACGGACCCUGCGACGAGCGCGCCAUUGCUACUCGUAGGUCAACCCGGAGGUCACUUCAUAAUUAUUGAAAAAAAUCAGAAAAAAAUAUUCCCAACGAAAUCUUCCAACGAUACCACACAUAUUGAACUUUCAACUGAUGUGUCGACCGAGAUAGUGAGUGGAACCCAGUGGACAAAUGGGAAAAGAUCAGACGUGGUCGCGCAUCUUACGGUAGAUGGUACGUUUGCUUUUUACGACCUUCAAACGUCAAGCUCGAGAAAAUUUGAACUAGAAGUUACACAUAGGCUCUUUGGGAUGGUGUCGAUGAAUCUUUUUCCUGAAGACAAACGAGACCCCACAAACCAAGAUGACGUGUUUAUCGUCAGUUCGUGGAAUGGGGCAACCUAUGUGAUUGAUUAUAACUUCAAUGUGGUCAAAUUUGAAUUCGAAAAACGAGUAUGCGCAUUUGCUGCUGGUCAAUAUGCGUUAACUCCAGGCCAAAACGUACCUUGUUUCAUGUAUGUCGAUUUUGACGACUAUAUAACAGUGUAUCAUAAUCUACAUAUUAUAAACACUAAACCUGUGAUAAAUUUCAUGGAAGUAAUGCGUGGCCAGAUUGAUCAGUUCGACGCUCUACUGAAGGAAAACAUAAAAGAUUAUGAAAAAGGUUAUUUGAAAUAUGGGAAAGUUGAGAAGACCGAGGAAUGCGAACCAGCCAAAAAGGUGAGCGAACUUGAUACGAGAAAUAACGCUAACGAGCUGGAUAGAGGAGGUAGUAAUAACGAAUUGAGUAUGGGAGGUCCCGAUAUUGGGAUGGUUGGUGAGGAUAAUCAUAACGAAUUGAAUGAGAUAGAUAAUGAUGACGAACCAUUUGAGCGAGAUAAUGAUAAUGAGCUGGAUAAGAGAAAUGAUGAUGAUGAACUGAAUAAGAGAAAUGAUGAUGAUGACGAACUAGAUAAGAGAAAUGAUGAUAAUGAACUGGAUACGAGAGAUGAUGCUGACAAACUGAGCGCCGGCGAUAAUGCUAAAAGACUGGAUAUGGGAGACAUUGGAAAUCAACAGGAUACAGAGGACAACCCUAAAGAACCGGAGUCGGAGGUGGGUAAAAAACUGAAUGCGGAAGAUGGUGACAAAGAAUUGAACACGGAAAAUGAUGUUAACGAACUGAACUCAGAGGACGAUGACAAAAAAUUGAACACGGAAAAUGAUGUUAACGAACUGUACCCAGAAGAUGAUGGCAAAAAUUUGAACACGGAAAAUGAUGUUAACAAACUGUACCCAGAGGACGAUGACAAAAAAUUGACCACGGAAAAUGAUGUUAACGAACUGUACCCAGAGGACGAUGACAAAAAAUUGAACACGGAAAAUGAUGUUAACGAACUGUACCCAGAGGACGAUGACAAAAAAUUGAACACGGAAAAUGAUGUUAACGAACUGUACCCAGAGGACGAUGACAAAAAAUUGAACACGGAAAAUGAUGUUAACGAACUGUACCCAGAGGACGAUGACAAAAAAUUGAACACGGAAAAUGAUGUUAACGAACUGUACCCAGAGGACGAUGACAAAAAAUUGAACACGGAAAAUGAUGUUAACGAACUGUACCCAGAGGACGAUGACAAAAAAUUGAACACGGAAAAUGAU
This is a messenger RNA of Acaulospora morrowiae, 2132 nucleotides long. NCBI's taxonomy places the organism in Eukaryota, Fungi, Glomeromycota, Glomeromycetes, Diversisporales, Acaulosporaceae. The record is from the annotation of a GenBank genome assembly.